This is a messenger RNA of Nothobranchius furzeri (turquoise killifish), 1912 nucleotides long. RefSeq names its product teleost multiple tissue opsin 3a (gene tmtops3a). Gene Ontology annotation, cellular component: plasma membrane; photoreceptor outer segment. Gene Ontology annotation, molecular function: G protein-coupled photoreceptor activity. The record is from RefSeq and is a predicted model, not a curated record. Lineage: Eukaryota; Metazoa; Chordata; Actinopteri; Cyprinodontiformes; Nothobranchiidae. Gene Ontology annotation, biological process: G protein-coupled receptor signaling pathway; phototransduction; cellular response to light stimulus.
GCUGUGCCGCAUUUCAUCAUUACAUGUGCUCUUGGAAAGAUUUGCUCUAUUCACGCAGCUUGAUGCGCAUCAAAAGAACUCAUUAACUGGAAGGACCCAAAGUGAAAGGCGGCAAGUUUGUGUCUGCAGGGAGGAAGGGGUUGGUGUGUUUGCAUGUAUAGUGCAUGUAUAAGGAAGUGCCCUGACUCCCUCCUCACCCUCUACUACCAGAGCUCUCCCGACCCUCAAAGCGCCUGGACCCGCUGUAUGCCUCUGUGCUUCAGCUCUAACCAGCCGCCUCUCUGCUAUGGUCGUCUUCUUUUUGCGCGACUCGAAUUUCAGCACCACAGACAGCUCCAGCCUCGGCACCACCUCCGCGACGCCCCGGAGCCCCGAUGUGCUGAGCCGGACCGGACACACGGCGGUGGCUGUGUGCCUCGGCUUCAUUUUAGUGGCGGGCAUCCUCAACAACGCGCUCACGCUGCUCGUGUUCGCCAAGUUCCGGUGCCUGUGGACGCCCAUCAACCUGAUCCUGCUGAACAUCAGCCUGAGCGACGUCCUGGUGUGCGUGUUCGGCACGCCGUUCAGCUUCGCUGCCAGUCUGUGCGGAAGGUGGCUCAUCGGAGAGCUCGGCUGUAAGUGGUACGGGUUCGCCAACUCGCUCUUUGGCAUCGUGUCCCUGGUGUCCCUGUCAGUCCUGUCCUACGAGCGCUACAACACCGUGCUGCAUUCCUCACAGGUGGAUGUCUCCGAUUUCAGGAAGGCUUGGCUCUGUGUCGGGGGCACUUGGCUCUAUUCGCUCCUGUGGACACUGCCGCCCUUCCUGGGCUGGAGCAGCUAUGGCCCGGAGGGUCCCGGUACCACUUGCUCUGUCCAGUGGCACCUGCGCUCACCCACCAGCAUGUCAUACGUGUUGUGUCUCUUCGUCUUCUGCUUGAUCCUGCCCCUUCUGCUUAUGGUCUACUCCUAUGGGCGGAUCCUUGUCGCCAUCAGAAGGGUGGGUAAAGUCAACCUGCUGGCAGCUCAGCGCAGAGAGCAGCAUAUUCUGCUGAUGGUGGUGUCCAUGGUGUCCUGCUACAUGCUGUGCUGGAUGCCCUAUGGCGUCAUGGCCCUGAUGGCCACCUUUGGGAGGGCGGGGCUGGUCUCUCCCACGGCCAGCGUGGUGCCGUCCAUCCUGGCCAAGUUCAGCACAGUCAUUAAUCCCAUUAUCUACGUGUUCUUCAACAACCAGUUUUAUCGAUGCUUUGUGGCCUUCAUAAAGUGCAGCGAUGAGCCACCAUUUGGCCAAGGAGAAGGACUUCCAGCUCUGAAAACUCAGCAGUCAGAGGCCCUCCACAUUCGGAGACAAGCCUCCUCCAGCUCCUCGCAGCCUCAGCCCCCCAGCUGCAGCAGAAGCACCAUCGCCUGUAGCCACCACCACCACCACGACAGCAGGAACAUCCUGUGUGUCCACUACACACCUUAGAAAACACACCUAAGUCUCUUCUGUUGUUCAUACCCUGAAAGUGCAACUAAAACACAUUUGUUAUUUAUGGACCAUCCCUGAAAAGGAGAUGCUACAUCUCAAGGGGCCCUCCAGUAACAAAUAAAUAAAUAAAUAAACACGACUGUUGAUACCCGACAGGUUGUUGUCACCUUUUAAAUGUUUUGAAUGUAAAACUGCAGCAGUGCCUGACAGUUUAUGAUUCCCUACUUUAUUUCUACAGAGGCAGACUCUGACCUGCAUAGCUGAUCCGUGACCUUUUAGUGUGUUUAUUCUAAUUCUUCUAGCAUCAGGUGUGCCAAUUUAAACACAUAAAUGCAUCUGAACACUCUGAGAGUACUGAAUGUAUUUGCUGCACUCAUCAGGAAGUAGGAAGAAAACGAAAAGGUUUCUGGGCCAUGUUCAUCCAAACGUGCUGAUAAAUAAUGAAUACAGUGGUGUGAAAAACUA